Molecule: messenger RNA, 634 nt
Organism: Chironomus riparius
Lineage: Eukaryota; Metazoa; Arthropoda; Insecta; Diptera; Chironomidae
Source: the annotation of a GenBank genome assembly
AAAAAAUGUCAACAGAGGCAACUCUUAAAUUCAACUAGAUUUGAUUGAAAAAAGGAAAUAAUUUUUUUAAGUUUAAUGCUUUCAAAAAUCAUAGAAAAGUGGCCUGGAAAAAGUAUUGGACUCUAUAGAUUCUUGCCUGCAUUCUUUUUUUUGGGUGCUACUUUGGAAUUUUCAAUGAUCAAAUGGAGAGUAGGCAGAACAAAUUUUUACGAUACGUAUAAGAGGAAACAGGCCAAAAAAGUUAUAGAAGAGAGAUUAAAAAGUAUAAACGAGUCUAGCUAAAAGAUGCUUCCGACGAGUGUUACUUUUGGUCAAUAUUGCCGAUUUUCUAUUGCAGCUUUAAUGUCAAUGUUUUUAGGAUCACAAACUGUGCAUUUAUACUUUCAACCUUUAAGUGACAUGGAACAAUUUAUCAACGAAGAAAUUCAAAAAUUGCCUGAAGACCAAAAGAAAAAACUGUUAAAGCCAUAAGUUUUUUAUAUUUUAGAAAAGAAUGUAAUACACCAUCUUUAUUUAAAACACUUAAUUUUUUUAGCACAUUAACAUGAUUUAUAACAAUUUUUUUGCGUUCAAACAUGUUAAACAACUAAAGAAUGUUUAAUGUGAGUCUAAAAACGUGGUUAAUAAAAGUUAA